Peronospora belbahrii is the source of this 1851-nucleotide messenger RNA. The record is from the annotation of a GenBank genome assembly. NCBI's taxonomy places the organism in Eukaryota, Oomycota, Peronosporomycetes, Peronosporales, Peronosporaceae.
AUGUCUGAGACAGCGAGUGAAGUAGAUGGCAACCUUAGAAUGCUGGAAAUCCAACAGCUUCAGCGUAUUUACUGUCGAGGUGAGUUACUGCAUGAGGUGCAGAUGCAAAAGCUCUUCUCCGACAGUAAACACUUUGUAGAUAUGCCGAUUAAAGUCAAUUCUUCAGUAAACGAAGUUCUGACCAAGUUCCAAAGGCUCAAAACAAUGUUUGGAAACGCAACAAACGGAGAGGAAUGGAAAACUCAACUUGCUACGUUUGUAGACCAACACUUUGACCCACCAGGUGCAGAGUUGAUACCUAUCACCCCUCCAGAUUAUCAAGAGAAAGAAAUGCCAUCGCAAAUUGCAGAGAUUGGAAAUAAAAGUCUGCGUGGUUGGGCUAUGGAGCUACACAAGCUGUGGAAAUUGUUAGCUCGCGUCCCUGCCUCUGUCUCAGCAAAUCAAGUAUCUAGGAGUUCGUUUCUCCGCUCACUUCCAAUUGAUGCAGCAUCAAAUAUGUCACUGAGCGCACUAGCACGUCAGUUCAAUGGAGACAACAUUCUUGUUGUACCUGGUGGCCGUUUUCGUGAGAGUUACUACUGGGAUUCGUACUGGAUUGUUCAGGGACUACUGGUGAGCGGUUUGCAUCAAACAGCUCGCGGCGUCGUGAACCACUUGCUGGAAUAUGUCGCUGAAUUUGGGUUUGUUCCCAAUGGAGGACGCAUCUAUUAUCUUACACGUUCGCAGCCGCCAAUGCUCUCGGAUAUGGUACGACUCGUUGCAAAGCUUGACAGGCGAAAUGCUUCCGAUGGAGAUGUCAGCGCCUGGGAUCUUCCGUACUUGCGUGGUGCAGUGCCUUUGCUUGAGCGCGAAUACGAUUUUUGGAUGCAACGCGGAGAUCAUGGUCAUGCAGUAGAGAUACCCGGAUCCGACUCUUCACAAUCUGCACGCGAGAUGUUUGUGCUCAACCGAUACGAAGCGCAUGCAGAUGAACCGCGACCCGAAUCGUACCGUGAGGAUGUUAUUACAGCGUCUACGGUUAUUCUCGGCAAAAAUGCUACGGUGAACAAAGCUUCCAUCUACAAUGAAAUCAUCGCGGCAGCAGAAAGCGGUUGGGACUUUAGUAGUCGAUGGUUCGGCGACUAUUCUACACUCAAAACGAUUCAGACCUCCCGAGUGAUUCCUGUGGAGCUGAAUUCAAUUCUACACCGAGUGGAGCUUAACCUUGCAAAGUUUCAUGAGAUACUGGGAAACUCUGUUGCUUCGGCACGAUUUCUUGAUGCAGCAAAAGCUCGAAUGACGGCAAUGGACGCUGUGCUGUGGAGCGAGUCGGAGAAAUGCUGGAAGGACUAUUUGCUGGACUCCCGCGAGCAAUCCAAGGUGGUGUCCGUGUCCAAUUACUCGCCGCUGUGGGGAGGAGUGUUUGAUUCAUCCGACUCAGCGCGUUUAAACAAGAUUGUGGCGUCUCUGGAAAAGUCUGGGCUCUUGCAGAAAGGUGGUGUCCAAACCACGACUUCUGUAACAGGCCAGCAAUGGGAUGCGCCUAAUGCGUGGCCGCCAAUGCAGGAUAUCAUCAUUGAAGGUCUGCUGGCAGCAGGCACUGUAAAAGCGCGCACACUUGCAAAGCACCUCGUGAAGACGUGGGUCAAGGCUGGUUUUGUGGCAUGGCAAAAAACUGGUCUUAUGUUUGAGAAGUACAAUGCCCAUCAACUGGGUGGAGUCGGUGACGGUGGCGAGUACAAGACGCAAUUCGGUUUUGGUUGGUCUAAUGGUGUAAUUCUUACUUUCCUCACCAAGUACCUGGACCAACUAAAUGAAGCCGAUGAGACGGUUGGCUCUAGUAUCACCCAACGUGGUGCUGCAAUGUGCUAA